Molecule: messenger RNA, 2456 nt
Organism: Periconia digitata
Lineage: Eukaryota; Fungi; Ascomycota; Dothideomycetes; Pleosporales; Periconiaceae
Source: the annotation of a GenBank genome assembly
GUAGUCGAUGGCUGAUGAUCACCCAGCAAGUGCACUGUAUUGUCAAUACCUGUUGGCAUCUAUGCAUCUUCCCUCUGAGGGAACACACACAUGGACGGCAUAUUAUGUCGCUGCGCCCCGUGCUGAUGAAUUGAAUUGAAUCUCGCCUUCCUCCUCUCACCCUCCCCACCACCCUCCACACGCUCGCUUUUGCCCUCUUCCUUUGUUUCCUUCGUUUCCCCGUCGUCGUCGUCGUCGUCGUCGUAGCCGUUCGACAGCCGUUCGCUUUUUAGAGAUAUAGAUUCCCUUGCCCGCCCGCAGACAGGACGGAAGCAGGGCCGAAGCCGACGUCUCUAGUGCUACCAGACGAGAGAAGCCUUGCCAAUUGAUUGCCCGUCAAUCACACACACACUGUGACUUGGUUGCAGUGCUUGUGCACGCACACCGUCGCCGACCUGCCUGUUAGGCUCUGCUGUUAAUGCACGUCAUGAAGAGGGGGGUUUUCGGCUACCUUGACAUUUGUACACUAUCGCAGCAACCUGGCCUCGACGAGUAGCGAUCGACUAUCAUUCGGUGAGGCUUUUUGUUUCUUUGUUCCUCCGUUCGCUCUCUACCCAGUCAACACUAAGGUCCAUUGUGAGUAGCGCCCGCUUGGCGUUGCAUUACUUACAAUCAAUGCUUUCGCUGGGCCGAGCUUCCCACCUUGACCUUUCCCUUGUCUGUUUGCGGUAGCGGACCGAUUGGCGCCUUGCUGCUCUCGUUCAUUCACUCACUCACUCACAUACACCCUCUCUCCAUUCUACCCUUCUUUCUUUCUUUCUUUCUUUCUUUCUUCCUUCCUUUCUUUCCUCACCGAGCCUUCCACCCUUACCCCAAUUAAUACUCGACCCUCCGCUCGACCCUCCCCGCUACCCACGACCAGCUUGUUUUCGCCGUGCCCCCAUCCUACGAUGCGCCGCUAAUCUGUGCGCAUUGCUCAGGUUCAGGCUAGCAUUGUCCGCACCCCCAUAUAAUAUCUUCGUCAACGACAGACAACAGGCACCACUACCACAACCACCCCUCCAUCUUCACCCGACGGUGCAUCGUUGUCACGCCGCUCCCAUCUGCCUCUCCUGUCCGGUCCCGGUCUUCCCACUCUCCCUUCGCUUUCACCCUCGUUCGACUCAUUGUCACUCCGCCGUGCACCCCGUUCACCCUCUUGCGACCUCACUCCCGUCUUUGGCCCAUUAUCAACGUAUAGGCUGCUGUUUCCUUGCGCCUAUACGUAUUGCCAUCUUUCCUACCCCUACCAAUCCCGGCGGGGCCGCACCUACCACAGGUUCUGCGUCGACCCACCGCUCCCGAAACACACAGGGAUCAUGCAUCGCCAAAGCACAUAUCCUCUCACGGGGCUCUUUGUCGUUGUCUUAGGCCUCUUUGCAUUCCUCGCCAAAGCAGACUUUGACUACGCAUAUUGCUCCAAUCAGAUCACCGUCAGUGGGAACGGAAACUCUUCCGACUACCAAUCCAAUGGUCUUUGCUCCGAGUUUUGUGCAGGAUCUUCGUUCGCCAUUCUCCUCGAAAAAAACUGCUGGUGCUCUGAUUACAUUCCUGGAGACAACCAGCAGGACAUAAACGAUUGCGGCGACGGCUGCCCUGGAUACCCCACGGAAAAAUGUGGCAACAAAGAUAAGGAUCUGUACAUGUACAUCAAGCUUGGAGGUACCGAGCCAUCUGGUACACAAGGUGGCCUCGAGCCUACAUCAUCUGCCGCUUCGACAACGGUUUCCCCUACUCACACCCAUGUAUCCGAAACUACAGUCCGUGAGUCAAAGACUCCUGUCAUGACACCGACUAGUCGUCCGGACGAGGCUACUUCUUCUACUUCUACCUCUUCCGAGUCAUCUACCCCGGAACCAACCAGUACUUUCGAAACGGCCACUUCUGCCGAGCCCCGGACAAGCAUUCGAACCAUCUCCUUGAGCAAUUCGGUAUCAACUGAGACAAUUAUAACGACUCCCUCUGCAACCCCUGCGCCAGUCGGUUCGCCGGGUCAGAAGAGCACAAGCAACACGGGUGCUAUCGUAGGCGGCGUUGUAGGUGGAGUGGUUGGUCUGGCAGCGCUCGCUGGCGGUGUUUUUUUCAUGCUCUGGAGAAGGCGACGCCAGCGGGAUGCAGAGCAAGAUGACGGGCAGACCGGUAUGCAACGCAACGUAAGCACCAUGAGUAGGUCCGGACUGUUACGCAGUGAAAAGAGGCCAACAAAUCCUCCUCCUAUCGCCACCAACGUACCUAGACGACAAAGUCGCAAUCUGGAUCAAGAGUCAAUCAGCCCAACUUCUGGAUCAGACCGACGUAAUAGUAGACAUAUGGUCGAUCAACGGCUUAAUCCUUCUGCUUUAUUCGUUCUCGACAACUCGAGUAGAGGCAGCUUGGCGAGUAUGGAUGAUAGCCGUGAUUACCAUCGGCCACUCAACGUACGAAAUCCUGACCCGUAA